AUGAUGGCCACGGGCUACCCAGACCCCCCUGCCGAGGACACGGGGUCCCUGCUGCGCGCCUCCGAGGAGCCCGGCGGCCCGGGCGGCGAGGCGGGGGCGCCGGGCGCGGCGAGCCCGGCUCCGGGCAAGGCUGCUGCUGCUGCCGGCGGCGGAGGCGGAGGCGGCGCCCCCCCGCCGGCGCCGGAGAAGGGCGACCCCUCGCAGAAGCCGCCCUACUCGUACGUGGCGCUGAUCGCCAUGGCCAUCCGCGAGAGCGCCGAGAAGCGGCUGACGCUGUCGGGCAUCUACCAGUACAUCGUGGGCCGCUUCCCCUUCUACGAGAAGAACAAGAAGGGCUGGCAGAACUCCAUCCGCCACAACCUGAGCCUCAACGAGUGCUUCAUCAAGGUGCCGCGAGAGGGCGGCGGGGAGCGCAAAGGCAACUACUGGACGCUCGACCCGGCCUGCGAGGACAUGUUCGAGAAGGGCAACUACCGCCGCCGCCGCCGCAUGAAGCGCCCCUUCCGCCCGCCCGCCGCCCACUUCCAGCCGGGCAAGGGCCUCUUCGCCGCCGCCGCCGCCGAGGCCGGCUACGGCUACCUCGCCGCGCCGCCCGCCAAGUACCUGCCGGCGCCCUUCCUCAACGCCGCCUCCUGGUCGCUGGCCCAGGCGGCGCCGACCGCCCAGCCCCAGCCGCCCGCCGCCUACGCCGCCUGCCAGAUGGAGGCCGGCGCGGGUGGCGGCGGCGGCGCGGGAGGCGCCAACGGCCCCGCCAGCCCGCCCAAGGCCGCAGGCCUCGCGCCGGGGCCUGGCGCGGCCUACGGGCCCUACUCGCGCCUGCCCGCCGUGGUGAACUCCUACAACGGCGUGGGACACCCCCACCACCCGCACCCGCACCCGCACGCCCUCCACCACCACCACCACCACCACCCGCACGCCCACCACCACCACCACCACCACGCCGCCCAGCAGCUGGGCGCCGCCGCCGUGGCCGCCGCCGCCGCCGCCUCGGCCGGCAGCCCCGCGCCUCAGGCGGCGCCCAACGGCGCGGCCGGCCUGCAGUUCGCCUGCGCGCGCCAGCCGCCCGAGCUGGCCAUGAUGCACUGCUCCUACUGGGACCACGAGGGCAAGCACGGCGCCCUGCACGCCCGCAUUGACAUCUGA
Molecule: messenger RNA, 1143 nt
Organism: Euleptes europaea (tarantolino)
Lineage: Eukaryota; Metazoa; Chordata; Lepidosauria; Squamata; Sphaerodactylidae
Gene: FOXL2
Product: forkhead box L2
Exons: 1
Coding region: 1-1143 (380 amino acids)
Biological process (GO): cell differentiation; anatomical structure morphogenesis; regulation of transcription by RNA polymerase II
Molecular function (GO): RNA polymerase II cis-regulatory region sequence-specific DNA binding; DNA-binding transcription factor activity, RNA polymerase II-specific
Source: RefSeq, a predicted model, not a curated record